ACAGCCGUGUACUGACCGAGGAGCGCAGAGAGGGAAUUACGUGCUACGUGGAUCCAAACUCGCAACCGUGAGUCCUGCGGACGUUUCUACUCCAGAUGUGCGUUAUUACCACGUCGUAAGAAGGAGGUCUCUCCUCCUCCUCCUCCCCCUCCUCUCUCCCACCUGGGCCUUCUCGGAGAGAAGGAGGUGAAUCUCCUCCCACAAGAUGGACGGUUUCUACGACCAGCAGGUUCCGUUCCUGGACCCCCGGAGCAAGUGCCCCUCGGAGCCCCCUAGCGGCCGCUCGGCGACCGACAGGAAGCGACGCUUCGUGGACACGGAGCUGGCUCAGGAAACGGAAGAUCUCUUCCAAGACCUCAGCCAGCUGCAGGAAAUGUGGAUCGCAGAAGCCCAGGUCCCAGAUGAGCAGUAUGUUCCAGACUUCCAGUCAGAUAACCUGAUGUUCCACGGUCCACCGCUGAGCAAGGUGAAGAGAGAGGCGGAGUCCGGUGAGGAGCCGCCCCCCUGUGGCCACGCCCCCCCGGGCAGGGGCCCCACCUACAGUCACAGUGCCUACGAAAGCAAACCAGCGGGACUCGAACCCGCACAUCCUCCGGACUCUCCCUUGCCAUGUGGCUCCACCCACUCCACUGCCUCGCCACGCCCCUUACAGCGGCAGGGCCCGCCGUUUAAUCGGGGCUGUGCCCCGGGCCACGCCCCUUCCCCUGGCCCCUCCCACCAGCACCUCCACCCGCCUCACCAGCACCACCAGCAGCAACACCACCACGCGCUCCAGACGGCCAAUCAGAGCCAGCGCUUUGCCAUGCCCCGCCCACUUCUCUGCGGCCCUGAGGACGGCUUCCAGUCAGACCAGAGGUUCCAGCGGCAGCACUCGGAGCCCCUCCCCUACGCCCCCCCCCGGGACGGCCGCGCUCCCCGGGCGCCGUACCCCCCCGCCCCCGGGCAGCAGCGGGGCCCGCCACCCUGUGACGGACGGCCCCUCUACCAGCGCCACCUCUCCGAGCCGGUGGCCCCGCCCCCCCAGCGGGGGUUCAAGCAGGAGAGGGUGGACCCCCAUUACCCCGGCAACGAGCAGCAGCAGGGGCCGGGGGCCUUUCACCCCCGCUCCAUCAAGCAGGAGCCGCGCGACUUUGGGUUCGACUCGGACGCCCAGAACUGCCACUCGUCCUUCGGAAAGUCGCGGGCGUCGUUCUACCAAAGUAAAAGCGCCUCUUCCCGCUUUGCCUACGACGGAGAGGCCAACCUGUACGGCUACGACGACGCCUGUGUGGUCCCCGACCGACUGGAAGGCAAGGUGAAACAGGAAGUGAUGGCCUUCGGCGAGGGCCCGCCCUUCCAGAGGCGGGGCUCCCUGCAGCUCUGGCAGUUCCUGGUCACCCUAUUGGACAACCCGGGAAACGCCCACUUCAUCGCUUGGACCGGAAGGAACAUGGAGUUCAAGCUCAUCGAGCCCGAGGAGGUGGCGCGGCGCUGGGGCAUGCAGAAGAACCGCCCCGCCAUGAACUACGACAAGCUCAGCCGCUCGCUGCGCUACUACUACGAGAAGGGCAUCAUGCAGAAGGUGGCGGGCGAGAGGUACGUCUACAAGUUUGUGUGUAACCCCGAGGCCCUCUUCUCCAUGGCCUUCCCCGACAACCAGCGGCCCAGCCUCAAGGGGGAGGCCGACGCCCCCCUGCACCCCCCCCCGGCCCCCGCCGGGGACGAGGACCCCUGCCUCGCAGCGGGGGGCCGCUACGAGGAGGCCACGCCCUACCCAGAUGGGGGGGCGCAGGGGGGGCUGGCGUUCCCCGACAGCUACCCCUAUUAGCCCCUCCUUCUCUCCCCCUCGCGCCCAGCACUGAGGGGGAGAUGGAGGGGGGGGGCUGUAUAGAAACUGUACCCCAGUGUCCUCGGACCCCCCCCCCCUCCCCCGACACUGGGACCCCUGGGAGCAGCCUAAGCAGUGUAGCCGGCCUCGCUACUUAGGGUCAGCCCACGAUGUCGGAGUCCACUUCUAUCGGAAAAAGCGGAGAUGGGAAUACCGUGAUGUCAGUGGGCGGGGCCUCAGCCCCGGGGGGGGGGGGGGGUUGUAAUGUAAACUCAGGACUAUGGGUCGCUAUGGAGACGGGACGCGCUCACACAGGGCUUGGACUCCGCCUCCCUCGCUUACGUCCCUCCAAUCACGCUCUCCAGGUGGUCAUCCACAGGCCCCUCCCACACGCUCCCACAGGCCCCUCCCACACGGUUCACACACACGUUCACCCAUUCAUACACCAGUCACUCAUUCAUACACAUGUUCACCCAUUCACACGCACGUUCACCCAUCAUACACACGUUCACCCAUUCAUACAUACGUUCACCCAUUCAUACACAUAUUCAGGCAUUCACCCGCCGAUUAACCCACGUGGUAAUCGUUGGAUAGCAGGUUGAAUACACAUGCUUUGGGCAGUGGUCGUAUUAUUAACCCAUGAUAUUAGUAGACUUCCACCUCCCACAUCCACAUGCUCUGGGAUCUGAACCCUGAGAUAUAUCGUCUCCCCCCCC
This is a messenger RNA of Gadus chalcogrammus (walleye pollock), 2523 nucleotides long. RefSeq names its product ETS translocation variant 5-like. Gene Ontology annotation, molecular function: DNA-binding transcription factor activity, RNA polymerase II-specific; sequence-specific DNA binding. NCBI's taxonomy places the organism in Eukaryota, Metazoa, Chordata, Actinopteri, Gadiformes, Gadidae. Gene Ontology annotation, cellular component: nucleus. Gene Ontology annotation, biological process: cell differentiation; regulation of transcription by RNA polymerase II. The coding region runs from base 206 to 1807 and encodes 533 amino acids. The transcript is spliced from 13 exons. The record is from RefSeq and is a predicted model, not a curated record.